Molecule: messenger RNA, 1413 nt
Organism: Torulaspora delbrueckii
Lineage: Eukaryota; Fungi; Ascomycota; Saccharomycetes; Saccharomycetales; Saccharomycetaceae
Gene: BIK1
Product: Bik1p
Exons: 1
Coding region: 1-1413 (470 amino acids)
Biological process (GO): establishment of mitotic spindle orientation; nuclear migration involved in conjugation with cellular fusion
Cellular component (GO): spindle; cell tip; spindle pole body
Source: RefSeq, a predicted model, not a curated record
AUGGAGAAAUACCAGCAUAAAAUUGGGUGCCUGGUUCAUAUACCUAAUGUGGGUCGGGGACAAUUAAAAUACAUCGGACCUGUGGAUACGAAACCUGGAAUUUAUGUUGGUGUGGACUUGUUGGCAAAUAUUGGUAAGAAUGACGGUAGUUUCAAGGAUAAGAAGUAUUUUCAUACUGAGUUCCCGCAAAGUGGUCUCUUUAUCCAGUUACAGAAAGUGGCGUCUUUGAUAGAUAAUGCACAACCUGCGGGAUCGAGACGAAGUACUUUGGUACCGGAACCGACGUUUGCACCCGUACCCACGGUAGGGAACCGCAUCAGUAGCUCUGAGAGUACUGGGAGCACGAUUGUUAGAAGACCGAUUCAUGCAGAUCCCAAAUCACCGACACCCAUGAGAGAAGGAUCAUUUGGCAGUGCAACUGAGAGUAUAAGUGAUUUGAAGCCAAGAAAACUCAGAGCUAGUAUACAGGAGGGCAGAACGAGUGCAGAGACAGAUUAUGACGGAGACUUAAAUAUGAUACCACCUUCUUCUGUGUCAAGCCAGCGCGGAAGUACAAGAAGUCCAUCACCAGGUAUCCUGAAAGGAUAUGAGCUCAAAAUCGAACGGCAGGAGAGAGAGAUUUCACAGUUCAAGCGGUUGUUAGAUGAUCAACGAAUGGUACUAGAAGAAAUACAGCCAACGAUUGAUGAGUACGAAAGCAAUCUACGAGAGAUGGAGGCCGAAAUGAACACACUGCGACAUCGCUUGAAGGAGGAACAAGAACAACAACAAAGGCAAAAGCAAUUUUUCGAGACUGAGCAUGAGCAAUUGCUUGCAGUGGUAGAUGAACUGCAUGAAGAGAUCAAGGCCAACGAAAGGAGAGUCGUCGCGGCUCAAAGCGAGCAGACUAAGACUAUACAUGCCACUCCCCAGUCAAAGAGAACGAUGAACGACUUAAUUCGCAAAGUCGAGUAUUACGAGUCUGCGCAGGUUAAGUGGAUGAAGGAGAAAGAGCAACUCAAGCUGCAAAAUGACUCACUGAGCGCCGAGUAUCAGUCACUGAAUAGCGAGAUGCUUAAGUCACAGAGGAGUGGAGAUGAUAAUACUGAAAUUAAGAUAUUGCAAGAUAGACUGAAUGAUGCUAAUAUGAGGAUAGUACAUUUGCAAGAGCUCCUGAACCAAAAGAACAAUCUCAGAUCUCCAACUUACGCAGAUGAUACGCAUAAUACGCAGAAUAGCCGUUCUGACACAAGAGAUUCACUGCCAUUGUACACAUCGAAGCUAAAGGUAAACACUUCGAACCAUCAGGAUGCCUGGUGUGCAUUAUGCGAGAAAGAUGGGCACGAGAGCAUUGAGUGUCCCUACGAGCUCCCACUGGUUAGCGAUCGACCUGUCCGUAUUCGUUCUCCAUCGAACGAGCAACUUCUCUUCUAG